Molecule: messenger RNA, 4198 nt
Organism: Centropristis striata (black sea bass)
Lineage: Eukaryota; Metazoa; Chordata; Actinopteri; Perciformes; Serranidae
Gene: sema4f
Product: sema domain, immunoglobulin domain (Ig), transmembrane domain (TM) and short cytoplasmic domain, (semaphorin) 4F
Exons: 15
Coding region: 718-3255 (845 amino acids)
Biological process (GO): axon guidance; negative regulation of axon extension involved in axon guidance; semaphorin-plexin signaling pathway
Molecular function (GO): chemorepellent activity; semaphorin receptor binding
Source: RefSeq, a predicted model, not a curated record
AGCAGCACAUCCUCGAGCCGGUCGUUACAGCCUCCAUAUCACUGAGCACAGAGCCAGCGCUCGAGCUCCAGCGACACAGCGCGCGCUCGGGAUUGUGUUCACUUCACGGACCUAAACGUGAUUUUCUUGCUUUAAUUUGCUCAGAUAAUUUAAACUGGCGACGAGAGGAGGUUUUUUUUUUAUUGUACCAGCGGGACAAGCUCGGCGACACCGGGGCACAGAGCGGGGAUAGGAGCGAGGCUUCAGCUCAUUAUAACCCAGGACACUGGACAUUCUUCCUGCACGAGAGGACGGUACUUUGGAUUACUUUGACACACAGUUUGUUACCGGAAUACACCGUAAAUAUAACUACAAUAAUGUGUCUUCUGCUUCUCGGCGUGUCGCUUUUCUUUAGUAGAUAAUACAACCCUCACAUUGCGCUGAGCGGAUGCAUGCACUUCUGUGCGCUUUGUGCAUAUUCAAGCUACAGGAAAAGCUGUAACCUGUAGCAGAAUAAAAUAUUUAAUAAAGCAUUUAUUUUAUUUAUAACUAACCCCCAACUCAUUUACUAUUGCCUUGGAGCGAGCCCUGCGCCCUUUUUGAACUCAGAGAAACCUGCGAAGCCCGGAUCAGGAUCAGGAUGCAUCACAGCUGAAACCACGGGUCCGGGACUUUGGUGUUAAAAAUCAGAUCUGACGGACCUCCAUCUCUGUCCUGGAGCAGGACAGGAGCCGAAUCAUGAAGUGUCCUGGCAGUGCGAUGUGGAUCCUGCUCCCAGUGCUAUGCCUGCUCUCUGGAGCCUCCUGGGCAGCGACCCUGGGCGGACUGGGAGACACUCUUCUUGUUUCUAAAACUUUCAAUGGUGUGGCCAACGUCAGCACCUUCCUAUUGGACCGUUCAUCUGGCAUGUUGUUCCUGGGUGCCAGGGACGCCAUACUGGCUGUGGACACCAACAAACUGAACGAACCGCGGAAGAUUGUUUGGGAUGUGCCAGAGGAGAAGAGGAAGUCUUGUGUGGGGAAGGGAAAGACGGAGGUCGACUGCAACAACUACAUCCGUCUGAUGGAGUUUCUGGGAGAUGGACGCAUCUACGUGUGUGGCACCUACGCCUUCGACCCCCAGUGUGCCUUCCUGGAGCUUUCCUCCUUCACCCUGGAGAAAGCUGAGGAUGGAGGAGUGAAGAUGGAGACGGGGAAGGGCAAGUGUCCAUUUGAGCCCAGUCAGCACUACACAGCUGUUAUGGCAGGUGGUACCCUGUACACUGCAGCCACCAGUAACUUCCUGGGAACGCUCUUCGACAUCUCCCGAGCAACGGGCCCCGAGCAGGAUCGCAUCCGAACUGAACGAUCCAUCAACUGGCUGAGUGACCCAGAGUUUGUGAGCUCAGCCUUCAUCGAGCAGUCCGAAGACAACCCGACAGGAGACGAUGACAAAAUCUACUUCUUCUUCACUGAGGUGGCCAAAGAGUACGACCUCUACACCAAAGUCAAAGUGCCCAGGGUGGCCCGAGUCUGCAAGUCUGAUGUGGGAGGGAUGAAGACCCUGCAGCGACGUUGGACCACCUUCCUCAAGGCCCAGCUGGUGUGUGAGGACAAACCCAGCGGUCAGCGCUACAACAUCCUCACCGAUGUUUUCACCACGCAGCACACACCGGGCGACCCCAGCAGCACACACUUCUACGGGCUGUUCACCUCCCAGUGGGAGCGUGAGGAGUUAUCAGCAGUGUGUGUCUUCAGUCUGUCUGACAUCAGCAAAGUGUUGGACGGUCCCUUUAAAGAGCUGAAGAAGACCUGUGAGAACUGGAUCAACCCAGAACCUGUUCCCACACCGAGGCCUGGCCAGUGUUUGAACAAUGCUCUGAAGGCCGAGGGAUUCGAGUCCUCCCUGAAACUUCCCGACAAGGUGUUGACAUUUGUGAGGGACCAUCCCCUGAUGGAGAACAGUGUGACUGCAGCGCCCCUGCUGGUCCGGAAGGGAAUCAGAUACACCAAGCUGGCUGUAACGCAGACGGGCAGCAGAGAGGAGCAAAAAGGGGCAGUGCUGCACCUCGGAACAGACCGUGGGGAGCUCCACCGGGUGGCAGUAGUGGGCCAGAAUGCUACCUUACUUCAGGAGAUUGCUCUGUUCACCGCACAUGAGCCCGUCAACAACAUACUACUGCACCAGGGCCGGGCUCUGGUGGGCAGCCCCCUGUCUCUGGCUCGUGUCCAGGCUGAAGGCUGCGCUCUGUAUCCCAGCUGUAAGGUGUGUGCCAGAGCCCGAGGACUGGGCUGUGUGUGGAAGGAUGAUGCCUGCAAGCCCACAACUGAGGAUCCUGGUCAGGGUGAUAUUGUUGACAACGCCUUGAGAAAGUGUGAUGUAGAGGACGGACGUUGCAAACCGUUAAUGAGGGAGCUGCAAGUUUCUAUGGGUUUGCGCUUGCUGUUGCCAUGUGUCCAGCUGUCUCCCAGGCCCUGUAGCUGGGAGCACCCUCCCCACAGACACACUCGGCAGCACCACUCGGACCUGGAGGUGACUGUCACCAACGACAGCCUGGGAAAAUACAUCUGCACAUGUCAGGAGCCAGGACCAGGUAUCAGAGACCCCACCCCCUGCCGCAGAGCAGCCUUUCAUCUGGCGCUCGAACACCCCAGUCAUAAAGGAAACGUGGUGAUAGCAGGAAGUCGUCAUGUCCUGGCAGUCUACAUCCUUUUCUUCUUCUUGGGUUUAGUGUUUGGCGCAUUUCUCCUCUACUUCGUGACCCGUCGCCGCAGCAUUGCCCGCCAGGGUCACCACCUGCCAGAUAACUCGCUGUCGUCAGAGAAGGGGCGGGACUUGCUGGGCUCCUCAGCCACGCCACAGUCGCCUAGCAGUGCCAGCUUGAUGUCUGAGGGUUUCAGAUUGACAGAAAAACGGAAUGGGACGGCGACCACCAACACGACUACAACACUCCUGAGCAACCAGGGGAAUGGUAACAGCUACAGCGGCACCCUGAUCCACAGCAACCCCAGCAAUGGCCACGGGAACAGCUUGUAUUCUACCUGCAACACAAGCAGCAGCGGGCUGAAGUUCACCUCGGAAAUCUUAGCUGCAGACUUGCUGGAUGGAAGGACGGGGGAGAGGGAGAGGGGGAGGCCCGAGGGGGUGGAGAGGGAGUCAGGGGAGGGGGACGAGGUGGAUGAGGGGCUGGGGGACGGGUUAGGGGACGGAAUAAAAGGACUGGAGGAGGAGUUGGCCACCUUUCCCAUGUUUAAAUCACCAGCACCACUGGCUAAGUGUGAAGAAAGUUCGAUAUGAAAAGCUGAUGCGAAUGCUGAUCGCACCAUUUUGCAUCCUCCAAACAAACUGAAUAAUAUUGGGAGGAAUGCAGAAUGGCUACUGCCAAAUGCCUUUGUAUGGGAGCUGUGGCAUGAAGAGAGACUACAGAGAUCUAUGAGAAAUAUAUGAUAAGUCUAUGUGAAAGCAUGUGAGAGAGAAACAUGUGAUGUGUUGAGAGCCACAGCUAAAUAAAUGUGUCAGAUGUAAUAUAAAGUGUAAAUAUAAGCAGUCUGAAUGUGACUGUGGACACAGAGCUGAGUGUGAUAUCAAUUUAAAUGUUAAAAAAAAUCAAAGAUGAAAUGUCUACAUGUGUAGACAUUGAAAAGCCAUAUUGUCUUUCUCCUUAACUUCUGUUGUUGUUUGCUCUCUCGUUCUCUUCUCUUGAUGGCACUGCAAAAAAAAAGUGCACUUUGAGUCUCUCAGCACCUCUUCUCUCCAUUUCUAUUCUUCUCUCUGACACACCACUCAAAUCCCAGACCUUGACAGGUCCAAAGGCACCAAAGGACUGCUGAGCCAUAGACUGCCCAGUCAGACUGCACCGGUCCUGGGCUUCAAACAGAGAAAUGUCACUGUCAGAGACUACAGAACCAUCAAGAGAGUCCCUCAGAUGGGCCACAGUGACUGUGACGGGGCUGUCACUGCCUACACUGUCGAGAGGUCAACAGGAGGAUUAGUGUCAUUGUGGAAGCUCAAGAUGCACAGCAGAUAGAAGUAACUGACAGCUGCAUAGAUCUGCCACUGAGCACCUUCACAGUUACUGAGACAAAGGCAAAGGAUUUUCAAUAGGAUUUGAAAAUCAUUUCAGCCUCACAGAAUGGACCUUGCCAGACACAAAGCCACCAUCACCUCGUUUUGUGAGUGUGGAACUUAAAAAAUGUAUUGUUUUUGUCAUGUUGUUUUGUAAUAAAGCCUAAGAAAAGUU